Penaeus chinensis is the source of this 345-nucleotide messenger RNA. Its product is annotated as formin-like protein 5. The transcript has a single exon. Lineage: Eukaryota; Metazoa; Arthropoda; Malacostraca; Decapoda; Penaeidae. Bases 1 to 345 code for a protein of 114 amino acids. The record is from RefSeq and is a predicted model, not a curated record.
AUGGCCAGCGAAAGCAGACGAAGCUUAUCGGCGCGGGUCGCCUGCCCGCCUCGCCCGCCGCUCCCCAGCCGCGCCCCGUGCGAAGCCGCCCAACUCGCCGCCCACACCCCUGCCAUCUGCUCUUGGCCGCCCUCUCACCCCCCCCCCCCCCCGCCGGGACUGCCCCUCCGCGCGGCGCCCCUCCCGCCCCCUGCGGCCCUUGCGGGCCUGCGGCGGCCGUCUCCGCAGCGGGUGACAAUAAAUGGGUCGAAGCCUCCGGGUUCCGACGGCGACAGCGGCCAGGCACGCACGUACACCUCGUACCCGCCAACUUUACGAGCCACCAAGUUAGCGUCGCCAACUUAA